AUGGACACCUUCUCCAAAUCUGACCCAGUGGUGGUCCUCUUUGUGCAGGGCUCAGGGAGCAGUGAGUGGAAGGAGUUCGGGCGCACCGAGGUGAUCGACAACACCCUGAAUCCCGACUUCGUCCGGAAGUUUGUCCUCGACUACUACUUCGAGGAGAAGCAAAACCUCCGCUUUGACGUCUACAACGUGGACUCCAAGAGCUGCUCAAUUUUAAAGCAGAAGGACUUCCUGGGGCAGGCGUUUGUGGCGCUGGGGGAGGUGAUCGGGUCCCAGCGGGGCCGCCUGGAGAGAGCCCUCACGGGGGUCCCGGGGAAGCGGUGCGGGACUAUCCUGCUGCUGGCCGAGGAGCUGAGCAACUGCCGGGACAUCGUCACGAUGCAGCUGUGCGCCAACAAGCUGGACAAGAAGGACUUCUUCGGAAAAUCCGACCCCUUCCUCGUCUUCUACCGCAGCAACGAGGACGGCACCUUCACCAUCUGCCAUAAGACGGAGGUGGUGAAGAACACGCUCAACCCGGUGUGGCAGCCCUUCACCAUCCCCGUGCGCGCCCUCUGCAACGGCGACUACGACCGGUACGGGGACGGGGACAGGGGCAGCCGUGGGGCCAGAGCAAGGGUAUGAGCAUCUGCUUCGCGGGUUUGGCUCCGCAGCAGCAGGCAGCUCAGAAUUGCGCAGGUGCUGAACCCCAGGAAGAAAUGCAAGAAGAAGAAAUACGUGAACUCCGGCACCGUGACACUGCUCUCCUUCUCCGUCGAGUCCGAGUUCACCUUUGUUGACUACAUCCGGGGCGGGACGCAGCUGAAUUUCACCGUUGCCAUUGACUUCACGGCCUCCAACGGGAUGCCGUCGCAGCCCACCUCGCUGCACUACGCGAGCCCCUACCAGCUGAGCGCCUACGCCCUGGCGCUCAAGGCAGUGGGGGAGAUCAUCCAGGACUACGACAGCGACAAGCUCUUCCCUGCCUACGGCUUCGGCGCCAAACUCCCACCCGACGGCAAGAUCUCCCACCAGUUCCCCCUGAACAACAACGCGGACAACCCCAGCUGCGCCGGCAUCGAGGGCGUGCUGGAGUCCUACCUCCAGAGCCUGCGCACCGUCCAGCUCUACGGUCCCACCAACUUCGCCCCCGUCAUCAACCAGGUGGCUGGGGCAGCCGCCCAGGUGACCGACGGCUCGCAGUACCACGUCCUCCUCAUCAUCACCGACGGCGUCAUCUCCGACAUGCUGCAGACCAAGGAAGCCAUCGUCACCGCUUCCGCCUUGCCCAUGUCCAUCAUCAUCGUGGGAGUGGGUCCGGCUGAGUUUGAGGCCAUGGAGGAGCUGGAUGGUGACGAAGUACGGGUGUCUUCCCGGGGACGCUACGCCGAGAGGGACAUUGUACAGUUUGUGCCGUUUCGGGAUUACGUGGACGACUCGGGAAACCAGGUGCUGAGCAUGGCCCGCCUGGCCAAGGACGUGCUGGCUGAGAUCCCCGAGCAGCUGCUCUCCUACAUGAAGACCCGCGACAUCAAGCCUCGCCGGGCGGACCCCCAGUAG
Molecule: messenger RNA, 1536 nt
Organism: Aptenodytes forsteri (emperor penguin)
Lineage: Eukaryota; Metazoa; Chordata; Aves; Sphenisciformes; Spheniscidae
Gene: CPNE9
Product: copine family member 9
Exons: 18
Biological process (GO): cellular response to calcium ion
Cellular component (GO): plasma membrane
Molecular function (GO): calcium-dependent phospholipid binding
Source: RefSeq, a predicted model, not a curated record